Molecule: messenger RNA, 1843 nt
Organism: Corythoichthys intestinalis (scribbled pipefish)
Lineage: Eukaryota; Metazoa; Chordata; Actinopteri; Syngnathiformes; Syngnathidae
Product: NACHT, LRR and PYD domains-containing protein 4A-like
Exons: 5
Coding region: 140-1204 (354 amino acids)
Biological process (GO): intracellular signal transduction
Molecular function (GO): protein binding
Source: RefSeq, a predicted model, not a curated record
AUCCAGGAGUAUUUUGCCGCAUUCCACGUGAUGAUUUGCCUCUUCCACGACAACAAGAACAUACUGGCUGAUUCAGAGCAGGCACUGGAGUGUGUCUUCCAAGAAGAAGAAGAAAAAUCAGAAGAAACAGAAUCAGAAGAUGGAGAAAAAGAAUCAGAAGAAGAAACAGAAUCAGACGAUGGAGAAAAAGAAUCUGAAGAAGAUACAGAAGAUGAAGGGGGUUGGAAAAUCAGAGGUUCACCGGUCUGCUCUCCAGAAAGCCUCGGAGAGUGAAGGAAACUUGGACAUAUUCAUCCGCUUCCUCUUUGGCCUUUCCUUGGCGUGCAACCAGAAACUAGUGGGGGAACUGCUGAAAGCUCCUCAGGACUGCAGACGAAGCAAGCCAAAGACUGUCAAGUUGAUCAAGGAGCGGAUAAAACAAAACACUCCACAGAAGAACAUCAACUUGUUCUACUGCUUAAAGGAGCUGAAGGACGACUCUCUGCUGAAGCAGUUUCAGAAGAAAAAUCGUUCCAGACAAUAUCGUACAAACAGCAUGCCAAAUGACAUGUGGUCAGCCUUGGCCUUCUUUUUACUGACACACGACAAAACCAUGAAGUCCUUUGACCUGGGGCGUUAUUCCCCAUUGCCUUUGGGGCUCGAGAAGCUGUUGGUGGUGGUCAAGGCUUCUCAACGAUCAAGUCUACAUGGUUGUAACCUGGACAAAGGCAGCUGUCACCUGCUGGCUUCCGUUCUCAGCUCUCCAUCCAACCUGAAGCAUCUGAAUCUGAGCUACAACAAUCUGUCUGACGAAGGGGUGGCGAUCCUCUCGAAAGGACUGGCCAGCCCAAACUGCAUCUUAGAGUCCCUCAUUUUAAGAAUGUGUGGCCUGGACAAAGACGGCUGUCACCCGCUGGCUUCCAUUCUCAGAUCUCCAGCCAACCUGAGGCAUCUGAAUCUGAGCUGGAACGCUCUGUCAGACAAAGGGGUGGAGAUCCUCUCAAAAGGACUGGCCAGCCCAAACUGCAAAUUGGAGUCCCUCACGCUGACACUUUGCAAGAUCACGGAUAAAGGAUGCGUUUUGUUGGCCGAGGCGCUCAAGUCAAACCCCUCCCAUCUUCAAAACCUAUUGCUGUGGGGUAAUCCAAUAGGUGAAGAAGGAAGGAGGGUCUUAUCGCACGUCCAAGAGGAUCCAAGCUAUCGCCUGCAGACUGUCGGGGUUUAAUUGUACUGCUAAGAAGAACGUUUGAUCCCUGGUCUCAAGAAGGGCGAGACAUUCCAGAUGUUCAUUUUUAAAAGACGUUGAGCCCAUUUGUUCUUCAGAUUUAGUUCGAUGCUACGUACUGUCCAACGACCUCAAGAGCACCAGGUAUCGGCGCAAACGGCAAAAGCGGCCACGCUCACCGAAUUUGAGGAGGUUCGUCUGCCGGCGUCGGGUGUUUUGCUGCAACACCGCUCUACCAUGCUGCCACCAAACAGCUGGCAGUUAUUUUCUGCCAUGAAUUGGAAUAUGUUUGUCACGAGUAAACGUCCAAUCCAUUUGGACUGGGAUGGAAUGACCAAAUGGAUUGGACUUCCAGCACCGCCGACGGCAGCCAAUGAGUUCAAUAAAUACCUUAUUAAAGUUCAACUCAUGUUUGUCACAAAUUCAGAAAAAGGUAACACGCACACUUGAAAUUGUUUUGCUCAUUUUGACGUCAAUGUUUUAAAAAUGAUCAUUUUCACUUCUUCAUGUCAAAAAGAGGAUCUAAUGUUAUUUUGUAAUGGACCUGUAAAACCCUAACCUGAAAUGAAAGUUGAAAAAUCACCAAACAAUCCACAAAAACUUGAAUAAAUACACUGGAAAUGUUUCAUCCACUUAAAA